GUUCGCCAGCACUUCCCACUUUUGGCCAUGUGACCAUGAAGGCCCAUGUGACCAGUGACGUCACACACCUUCUAACAACUCCAUUGAGGGCUCGGUAACGGGAGACGGCUUUAUAGCUUCCGGUUUGUGAAUUGUUUGCUCUGCCCCGAGAAGAAAAAUUCAGGAAUGUCAGUUAUCGGCACACGGAUAGAUUUACUAUAUGAGAAGAUCUUGUGAAGAGAAUACGCUAAUUGAAAUGAACCAGCUGAUACAUUGUAUUCACUAGACUCUCUCAUUAGUGUAUGGCAAAGUUCAUUAUGACUGCAACUGCUGCUGUGAGUCCUAGCGAGUACCUGCAACCAGCCGUAUCUACUUCCCAGGACACACAGCCCUCUCCUUUGGCUCUUCUGGCAGCUACAUGCAGUAAGAUUGGUCCUCCUGCAGUUGAAACAGCAGUGACUCCCCCUGUACCACAACGGCCGACUCGUAAAAGGCUGAUACCUAUAAAACCUGCUCCAUUACCACUGAGUCCAGGAAAAAGUGGUAUAGGACUGUUAUCUGCCAAAGGGAAUGUGAUUCAGAUCCCACAGUUGGGAGCAGGAAAUGGGCAGCUCUUCUUCACCAUACAGAACCCAGUUGGCAAGACUGGACACUAUCAAUCUUUACAAACCUCCCCUCAGGCAGUUCCACAGACACUGGGGACUCAGUUUCAGAUUGUUAAUUCCACUGAUUGUGGAACAACCCUUCAGAUUGCCCCAGCCUCCAGUUCUACAAAACAUGUGCCCAUAAAGCCUGCCCCUCCACAAAAUAACAGCAAUGUCAUGAAGUUCACUGGAACUACUGGUAACAACCUCACAUUGUCACUUCCUCUCAGUAAUCUGGCAGACCCCUCCACUGAAACUAGCAGUCAACUUUCUUUUAGCAAACAGAGCAAAAAGCCUCGUAAGAAGCCCCUUACACCAGGGCCAGCACCUGGCUCUCCUACCCAGGAGCAAGUAGAGACUGUAUUAAUCGAAACAACUGCAGACAAUAUCCUUCAAGCCGGAAACAACCUGCUGAUUGUCCAGAGUCCCAGUGCAGGUCAGCAUGCAGUUCUUCAGCUUGUCCAGCCCAAGGCUGAAACACAGCUGGUGCAGAUACCACAACAGGCUCUGAGAGUGGUACAAGCAGCCUCAGCCACACUGCCAACAGUGCCACAAAAACCAGUACAAAGUGUCCACAGCACAGAACCAAUUCCCACUCAGCUCUACUUACGCACAUCAGCAGGAGAUCUACAAGCUCUGAUGGUGCAAGAAUCUACUCCUCAGCCAUGCUCCACGGGAGGCACAGGGUCCCUGCCAACACAAUCUGCUACUCCUACUAAGAAAAAUGUCACGCGGAAAGAGCGAUCCUUCGCCAAAAUUGCUCCAGCAGGGAGUGUCAUUAACCUGAACACAGCACAGCUCUCGGCCGCUGCUCAGGGCUUACAGACUAUCAGUAUCAAUGGUGUCCCAGUGCAGGGAGUACCUGUUACCAUCACCAAUGCUGCAGGGCAACAGCAAAUCAGUGUGCAGAACGUGGCCAGUAAUAACGUUGCCAUCAGUGGCCUCAGCCCUUCCCAGAUACAACUACAGAUGGAACAGGCCUUGUCUGGCGAGCUACAGCCAGGAGAGAAGAGGAGGAGGGUGGCCUGUACAUGUCCAAACUGCAAGGACGGGGAGAAGGGCAGGUGGGGUCCCCCUGGCAGGAAGAGGCACGUGUGUCACAUCCCUGAAUGCGGGAGAACGUUUCGCAAGACUUCACUCUUGAGAGCCCAUGUUCGUCUGCACACCGGGGAGAGGCCAUUCGUGUGCAACUGGGGAUUCUGCACUAAGAGGUUCACCCGCAGUGACGAGCUGCAAAGGCACGCACGCACGCACACAGGUGACAAGCGCUUUGAAUGCCCUCACUGUCAGAAGAGGUUCACACGCAGCGACCAUGUCAGCAAGCACUUCAAGACACACCUCGCACCAAAGAAGCUGUAAUGCAAGUGAAAACCAUCCUAACUGUAGGAUCCCAAAAAUGAUGAUGACAUUGCGUUCCAAGCUGGAACUCUUCCAGAUAUCUUUGGGCUACCUGGAAGUAACAUUGACCUGUGUAUGGGACUGCACGCCCAAUCAUACCAGUAGUAAAUAUCGCCGCUCCCUAGAAGCUGUCACACUACUGGUAUGUCCCCAGCAGGCAUACGGUGGCGUUUUCAAGGUGACCAUGAGUUUUGUGCAGAGAACUGGUUGUCUACAGUACGAAAACUACAGAUCCGCUCUGUAUAUCGGCGUCAUCGAGAGUAGAGGACUUUUCGGCAUAGUAUUUGCUAUUGCUGUGAAACAUGAAGGAUUUAAAUGGGGGGGGGACAGAGUACAUACAUUACCUGAUACAAACUCGUUGGCUGGUCCGUAACAUUCCCAUGUUUACACUGCUCCCCCCGUUCAAGGAAGGUGCCUUAAUAUCUCCCCUCUUCCAAUACACGAGUGUAAGUGUUCAAUUAUCCUUGUGCUAAUCUUGCAUUCAUACCCGCUCCGCCAGUUGCCGUUGCAGGCAUUUCAGCAGCUCCCCAUAACGUACUUUCAGAAGAUCAUUGCUCCGCUCUAUUCAGUGUGUACAACAUGUUGUAUUUGCAUUCUUAGCGAUCACCAAGCUUUCCAUUUAAAUAAAAGAGGGGAUUUAACUUAAUACAUUGUAUAACAGACGCGCAAACUCCGAGAUCGCUGGUUUUUUGCAUCUAGUCACAAGAAGAUGAUAUAACUCACUGACACGUGAAUGUUCCCUCCUAACGGAAAUGUGCAGUUUUACUCAAUAGUAAUUGCUGAGUUCUUUGUCGUUUGUUAAAGCGAACCUACCAUUGAGUUUAUUUUUAGCUAAUUAUUAUAUAACUAUUUUUCUAAGGCUUUAAAUCUGUUUCCCUGCUAUAGAAUUCUGAUUUCACGGCUCCUCCUUCCCAGCCGCAGGGCCACCGUAAGGGGAUUCAGCUCUAAGGCCGGAUUCCGAUGGCCAUUCCGAUUUCCAUCUGUAAAGCCAUAUGGUGCCUGGGUGCGUUGUUUUUUUUUCCCCCCCCCAAACCCAUUCAUUUGAAGGAAUGAGUUUUGGAUGGAAAAUGAACAAGAAUGGUGCAUGCGGCGAGUCUCUCCGGUUCUCACACUGGCACGCUGCAAGUUUAUCGCAUUGAACUCGCUUGUGUGUAUCUGGCCUAAGGCUGCUAUGACACGUGUGUUAGUCGGUCCUACACAUGCAAUACGGUUCUGGGUUGCACCUGAACUUGCUGCCAUUUUUUCAAGUUGCAGGUCUAGGUGCAGCCAGGCAAUUGGCAUGAGCAUUACCUGCGGCCACUAGCACAAGUGUAAUAGCACCCUUAGCAGAAUAUGAGAAAGUACACAGCACAAAUUAAAGACUUGUCUAGGCGAAAUCAAUAAAAUAAGUAUGCUUUAAAUGCAA
Molecule: messenger RNA, 3426 nt
Organism: Bufo gargarizans (Asiatic toad)
Lineage: Eukaryota; Metazoa; Chordata; Amphibia; Anura; Bufonidae
Gene: SP2
Product: Sp2 transcription factor
Exons: 8
Coding region: 282-1982 (566 amino acids)
Biological process (GO): regulation of transcription by RNA polymerase II
Molecular function (GO): RNA polymerase II cis-regulatory region sequence-specific DNA binding; DNA-binding transcription factor activity, RNA polymerase II-specific
Source: RefSeq, a predicted model, not a curated record